AAGAACUCCUUUUAAUCAACUAAAGGAGUGUAUAUCAUCAUAAUCAAAACAGAAAGUAUUUCUCAAAUUCAGCAAUGAAAACUUCCCAUCGUUUUUCCAAUCACUGAAACCAUUCAAGGUUUUCUACACAUCCAAAACCCGUGCAGCAAAAGCAAAAAAAGUUAAAAAAAAAUCAUUAACACUAAACAAACAAUGAAGGGAUACGACCAGGUCAUAUUCACGCAUGAGCUGCUGCACCAUCGCACUGUUGGCAGUCAAAUCGAGGAGACACGUCGUACUUGGCAAGAACAUUGUUCCUGGUUUCCGGCUGCCCAGCGGGAUUUGUACAGCAGAUAUGCCGAGAUUUAUGACGAGUGUCUCAGGAAGUAUGGCAACAAUCACUUCGAGUUCUAUGCAAAGAGGAACCGACUGAAUGAGGAAUACAGACUGAACACUCAAUCGUCUAUAGAUCGGAGGAAGAGAAUCUCUAAAAUUUCAAUGGAUCACUUAAAGGACUGUAAGGCUUCUCGUACUUCCAAUGCAGAGUACGGAAGAAUUCGGCCGAUGCAAUAUUUUUACUGCUUUUAAAUAUUUUGUCAACCCAUAAAUUUAUUGUUAUAAAUUUGAAGUUGCAGCUUAGACCGUGAAACCAAGGACAACCACCUUUAAAAUUUGAUAAAUUUGCUUGGAAAGUAGUGUUUAAUAUAUUCCGAAAUGCCACCCUAAUUCCGUAACCUUGAAGGUUGAAUUAGUUUAAGCUGCUUUAACUUAUUUUCGAGCUGAGUAAUUCUUCAAAAGGGGUACCACUCCCCUUGAGAAAUGAGCCGCAUGCAUGAUAUUAAUCCUUUGGCUUAUGCUAAUUUGGCUUAAACUGAGUCAGACUUUCCUGAGCUCUGAUACCGUCUGAAGGGGAACCCAGACCACUUUAUGGCAAAACAAAAAAGGUGGAAAUUGUCGGAGACAUGCGAGAGGCAAACGCGCAACAAACCGCAAUUGAAUGCAUUCAAGACCAAACAAAGCUACCAACGAGCAAACAAAAGGCCAACAGCAGUUCAUGAGUCAUGCGAAAGAAGGGGUUACAUGUAUCGCAUGUCUGCCGGUUUCACCUGGGCGUGAAAAUGCAAUCCAAUGGCUCAUUUGCAUACAAAGCCGUUCGAUUGUGGGCCAAACAGAGCAAGGCGAUGGCAACAAAUGGCCCUAAAACAGCUGCGGGUCUUGGUCAAAUUUAUCUGGACAUCUCAGCUUGGCAUUGAUCGACUGGCGGGGGAAAUUCCCUCAAACUUAGCCAAAAUGAAUGUUUCCUGUACAUAGCCAGUGACGUUUGAACUCAAAUUACUUAGGAAAUAGGCAGAAAAAAUCCUCGGCAAUUCUCUAAGCAUAACCUACACCUAAAUCUAAACAAGUCUUGUGCGUGUUGUAAAUUUAAAAAUAAAAUAAAAAUGAAGAAGUAACUAA
Molecule: messenger RNA, 1434 nt
Organism: Drosophila ficusphila
Lineage: Eukaryota; Metazoa; Arthropoda; Insecta; Diptera; Drosophilidae
Exons: 1
Coding region: 193-567 (124 amino acids)
Source: RefSeq, a predicted model, not a curated record